ACCGGGGGCGGGCCCGGAGCGGUGUGGGCGGCCCGGAGCGGGGGUAACCGGCCCGUUCCCGGUGUGACAGCGGCUGUGCUGGGCAGCCCUGUGGGGCUCAGGCCGGUCCCCGUGUGACGGGCUGGAUCCCCGCGCUGUCUGGCCCUCACGGGGUGUCUCAGGGCCGGGGCUCAGCGCUCCGGGAGAACAGCGGGACAACACCGCAGUCCCGCCGCUCCCGUGGCUCUCUGGUUGGGAUACUGAGGGCAAACCCUCCUGGAAGGGUUGUGCAGCCCUGGCAGCGCUGGGUGCGGUGCCCGGGGAUUGCCGGUGCCGCUGGAUGUGACCCCCGGGGACACGGCCCGGGCCGGCCCCGGCAGCGCUGGCAGCGCCCGGGCUCGGGGAUUUACCCGGUACAGCCCCGCAGGGGCAAUGGGGAAACCGCGGCUGAGCCGAGCUCAGCCAAACCGAGCUCAGGCAAACGCUGCAAGCCGAGCCGAGCUGUGCUGAGCUGAGCCGUGCCAAACCCCGCUGAGCUGAGCUAAGCCAGGCCCAGCCAUGGCCAGGGCGGGAACCGAGCCGAGCUGAGCUAAACCGAGCCACGCUAAACUGUGCCAAACCGAGCUGAGUUAAACCGAGCUGAGCUGAGCCGAGCCGUGCCAAACCAAGCCACGCUGAGCCGAGCCGAGCCAAACCAUGCCGAGCUGAGCUGAGCUGUGCCAAAGCAGCCGAGCCGCGCUGAGCCGUGCCGUGCCAGGCUGAGCCCGGCUAAGCCGAGCCCAGGCGCGGCGGUUCCUGCGGAGCUGUCCAGCCCUUCCAGCCCUUCCAGGCGCUCCAGCCCGCAGCCCGAGCCCGCCAUGCGGGAGCGAUGAGCGCAGCCGCCGCCCGGCCAUGGAGGAGGAUUUGUUCCAGCUGAAGCAGCUGCCGGUGGUGAAGUUCCGCCGCACGGGGGAGAGCUCGAGGUCGGAGGAGGAUGGAAUUUCAGGAGAGCACGAGGUGCAGAUCGAGGGGGUGAGGACGGAGCUGGAGCCCGUGGAGCUGGAGGAUGGAGCUGCGGUGCCCAAGGAAUUUGCCAACCCCACGGAUGAUACUUUCAUGGUGGAGGAUGCAGUGGAAGCCAUUGGAUUUGGGAAGUUCCAGUGGAAGCUCUCUGUCAUUACUGGAUUGGCAUGGAUGGCAGAUGCCAUGGAAAUGAUGAUUUUAAGUAUCCUUGCUCCUCAGCUGCACUGUGAGUGGCGCUUACCCAGCUGGCAGGUUGCAUUGCUCACCUCGGUGGUGUUUGUGGGAAUGAUGUCCAGCUCCACACUCUGGGGAAACAUUUCAGACCAGUAUGGGAGGAAAACAGGCCUGAAGAUCAGCGUGUUGUGGACGCUCUACUAUGGGAUCCUCAGUGGAUUUGCUCCCAUUUACAGCUGGAUCCUGGUGCUGAGGGGCCUGGUGGGCUUUGGGAUUGGAGGAGUGCCUCAGUCGGUAACUUUAUAUGCUGAGUUCCUUCCAAUGAAAGCCAGAGCAAAAUGCAUUUUAUUAAUAGAGGUGUUCUGGGCCCUUGGGACAGUGUUUGAAGUGCUCCUGGCAGUGGUGGUGAUGCCCACGCUCGGCUGGCGCUGGCUCCUCAUCCUCUCUGCCCUCCCGCUCCUGCUCUUUGCUGGCCUGUGUUUUUGGCUGCCAGAGAGUGCCAGGUAUGAUGUGUUAUCUGGGAACCAGGAGAAGGCUCUGGCCACUUUGAAGAGGAUUGCCACAGAAAAUGGAGCUCCAAUGCCCUUGGGAAAACUGGUGGUUUCCAGGCAGGAGGACCGAGGCAAAAUGAGGGAUCUUUUCACCCCCCAUUUCCGCUGGACCACGGUGUUGCUCUGGUUUAUUUGGUUUUCCAAUGCUUUUUCAUAUUAUGGGUUAGUUUUAUUAACUACAGAGCUCUUCCAAGCAGGAGAUGUUUGCAGCAUAUCCAGCAGAAGGCAGGAAGUAAAAGCCAAGUGCAGCCUGACCUGUGAGUACCUGACAGAGGAAGAUUACACUGACCUGCUCUGGACAACCCUGUCAGAAUUCCCUGGUGUGUUGGUGACUCUGUGGAUCAUUGACCGCAUCGGCCGCAAGAAAACCAUGGCCCUGUCCUUCCUUGUCUUCUCCUUCUGCAGCCUCCUGCUCUUUCUCUGUGUUGGAAGAAAUGUUCUUACUGUGCUGCUCUUCAUUGCAAGAGCUUUUAUUUCAGGAGGAUUUCAGGCUGCCUAUGUUUACACUCCUGAGGUUUAUCCCACAGCCACACGUGCUUUGGGCCUGGGAACGUGCAGUGGAAUGGCCAGAGUGGGAGCCCUCAUAACCCCGUUCAUUGCACAGGUGAUGUUGGAAUCUUCAGUCUAUCUGACUCUGCUGGUUUACAGUGGCUGCUGCCUGCUGGCUGCCCUGGCCUCCUGCUUCCUGCCCAUCGAGACCAAGGGCCGUGGCCUGCAGGAGUCCAGCCACAAGGAAUGGGGCCAGGAGAUGGUGGGCAGAGGAUCUCAUUCCCCAGGGGAAUCACAGGAAUGAUGGGACAUGGAAACCUGCUGGAAAAACGAAGGAUAGGAGCAAGAUGUCUCACAAAACCUCCGAGCCUGAAGCAUGGAAAGCUGACCACCAUCACUGCCAUCCUCACGUGUCAAACUGCAGGAGUUUUGGGGUUGAACCUCAGCAAAUUGUGUUUUCUGCUGCUCUUUGCUCACACUCAUAAAAACUUUUUUGGAUGGAGAGGCCUUUGAUCCAGAUAUCCUUGGAAGUUUAGCAGGAGGGGUUUCUCUUCAGUCUGUCGUGCUUGCAUGGUCAGCUCUUCAGCUUAAAAUGUCCUGUGCCAAGCAAAUGCCAAGUGACUGCAGCCCAGCAUAAGCUGUCAUUAAAACACUGAGCUCUUGAUGCCUAAAACCAAGAGGUUCAUCUUUAGUGUGGCCCUGGCCUGGCACAGGGUGGAUUCCAUCCCUACCACUAUGGAUUAAAUGCCUGCCUUGCACUUUUAGCCAUCAAAACCAUCACCAAAAUGUGAUCCUGUCAAACCAACCCAGGCUUUCCAGUUGGGUUUUGUUUCUGGAGAGUGGAUUGUUUGGAAAUUGAUUCCUGACUGUUUCUCCCAUCCCAGGUGAAUAUUCAGCAGUUUUAAGGAAUUGCAUUCAACGGCCUUUAGAGAGUUUUAGGUGAAGUUUCUCUGUUCAUGCACACCUGGAUCCUACAGAUAAGCCACUUCCCAGGUAAAGAUUUAUAGGGGAUGCAACAUUUUCCAUGCUGUUGAAUAGAUCAGUUUAUCAGUUUUAACCUGUGAAAUUUACAGUGUUAACCAAAAAAAUGGAAGGCGUUUUUGCUUUUCACUUUUUAUGAAUUCUGCACUAAAAAAAAAAAAAUCUAUUUAAGGAUAGAAAUACCAAGAUUGGUGUUGCUGGAUUUUUGAUUUUUUUUUAAAGCUUGAUCCAAAGCUCACUGAAAUCUGGGAAAAUCUCCUGUGGAUUUCCAUAGGCUUUGGAUCAGCUGAAUGAAAGGGAGAGGUAGGAGCCCACCACAGCUGAUCCCACCUGGCUGAAUUCAGCAGGAGCCCAUUGGGCACUGCAGAAACAGAGCUGGAAUUGAGGAUUUGCAGGAAUUUGCAUGUAAUUAAUAAGAGAAGGCCAUUUUAGCUUGUUCACUGAGAACACUGGGGUCGACACACACCAGUUCUAAACCACCACCUCUAGAUUUUAUCAGUAGGGCAGCACCAUUUAGGUACAAAAUAAACUUCCAAAGAAUCCUUUUCCACACUGGGUAUUUCUCACUGGUAAAGGAAUUGCUGCAACUGCUUUGUUUCAAACAGGAAAGUGAGGUCCUUUGGAAUUCAAACAGAAUUGUGGGAUUUGGUUUUGCCAAGCUGGUGUGGGAAUGUAAUUCCCCAAGUGUGCUUGGAUGGGAUGAUUUGUUAUUCCCAAAUACUUGCUGAAAGAGCAGUGAAUGUUUCCAUGUCUGAAUGUACAGUUUCUAAGCUGGAUUUACAUUUUAAUGUUGAAAAACUUGGUGUAUCUCAAGCUUGUUGUAAAAUACUCCUCUGGUUCCUGUUCCUGACAUGGCAUUGGAGAGUUGAAGUCCACAUUAGAUAUUUUAUGUUAAACAAAUAAAUAGUUUUUUCAGGAAAUAA
Agelaius phoeniceus (red-winged blackbird) is the source of this 4099-nucleotide messenger RNA. The record is from RefSeq and is a predicted model, not a curated record. Lineage: Eukaryota; Metazoa; Chordata; Aves; Passeriformes; Icteridae.